Molecule: messenger RNA, 3177 nt
Organism: Symbiodinium sp. CCMP2456
Lineage: Eukaryota; Dinophyceae; Suessiales; Symbiodiniaceae
Source: the annotation of a GenBank genome assembly
AUGCUGGCCGUGAUGGGGGCCCUGGCCGAGGAAAUCGACCUGCUGCGGGCCGAAAUGACCGGGGUCAGCGAGGCCCGCCAUGCCGAUAUCCCGGUGCUGAAGGGCGAUUUCAAAGGCACCGAAAUCGCGCUGGCGCGCUGCGGCAUCGGCAAGGUGAACGCCGCCAUCUGCACGCAGAUGCUGGUCAACCUCUACGAGCCCGAUGCCCUCGUGUUCAGCGGCGUCGCCGGCGGUCUGCUGCCCAAUAUGCGGGUCGGCGACCUGGUGAUCGCCAGCCACCUCAUCCAGUUCGACAUCGACCUGACCGCUUUCGGCCGGCGCCACGGCGAACUGCCCGAUGGGGACCGCAUGAUCCAGUCGGACCCCGACCUGAUCGAAAAGACCGCCGAUGCCUUCGACGGUGCGUUCAAUGGCGCAGAGGCCGAGCCCAACCUGAUGAUCGGCACCGUCGUCUCCGGUGACCGCUUCGUCGAGGAUUCCAAGACCCUGCGCUGGCUGCAGCGGGAGUUCGGCGCCCUGGCGACGGAGAUGGAGGGCGCCGCCGUCGGCUACACCUGCCAGCUCAACAAGCUGCCUUUCGUCGUGGUGCGCGGCCUCUCCGACACCGCCAACGAAGCCGCGCCGGACGAUUUCAAGGCCAACCUGGAAACCGUCUGCCGCAACUCCUACCGGCUCAUGGACCGCCUCAUCCCCGUGCAGGGCCUGAGUCGGUACGGUCUUGCCGUCGAGCGCCUCCAGCGCUUUUCCGAGGCGUCGGGCCUCCUCCGGACGCCGCGCCCCUACGCAGGGGAAGAAGCCGCAACGGCCGAGGGACCGCGCCGCGAAGCCGUCUGCGGUCUUGGUAGCGAGGAGGAAGAAGCCCCAGCCGUUCCCGCCGGUCAGGGGCAGCAGCAGGCGGCCGCCGGGGACGAGCCGGUCGAGCCAGGCACGCGCCGGAUAGGUGGCGCCGGCGAAGGCGAUGACCACAUCAGCGGACGGCCCGCCGGUCACUUCCACGCCGUUCCCCGGGACGACGGAGGCCUGCGGCCAGAGGGCGAGGGCCGCCUUGGCAACGGCGGUAUAGUAUCCGGUGCCCGCGCCCACCUGGACGACCCGCUCACCGGCCUUGAGGUCGCGCGCCUCGUCGAUGACCACCAGCACAUCGUGGUAGAGCGCGCGGGGAUCGGCAUCGGGCGUCUCGAAGGCCGGCGCGCCGCGCCGGCGCGAGUAGAUAUGCCAGGGCCCGGCGUCCUCCGCAUACCACCGCCGCGCGGCUUCGAUGUCAUCCGUCAUCCCUGGCUCCUUGUUGCGGUCCGGUCCCGGAUCGUGAAGCAUCUUCCCCUUCCGGCUGUCGACAAUAGCAUUGGCGGGCAUCGGUUGCCGUGCUAUGCGGCGGACAUGCUUGCCAGCCUGCCUGAUAUCUCCUCCCUUACAAUCCUUCUUCUCGGCGCCCUGACCGCGGGUUUCGUGACCGGAUUUGCCGGCUUCGGCACCGGACUGGUGGCCUCGGGGUUCUGGUUCCAUGUGCUGCCGGCGGCCACGGUGCCGCCUCUGGUGGUGAUGGCCUCGGUGGCGGCGCAGCUCGUCAGCCUCAUCGGCCUCAGGCCCCGCUUCGACUGGCCCCAGGCGGCGCCCUAUCUGAUCGGCGGCAUCCUCGGCGUGCCGCUGGGCGUGAUGGCCCUGGCGGCGGCCUCGCCGGACCUGCUGCGCACGGCGGUGGGCAUCUUUCUGGUGCUCUAUGCCCUGGUGCAGUUCUCCGGCCUCCUGCGCCUGCAGAUCGGCGGCUGGGGCGGGCGCUCCUCCGAUGCCGCGGUCGGCAUCGGCGGCGGCAUCAUGGGCGGCUUCGCCGGCCUUUCCGGGCCGCUGCCGCUGAUCUGGCUGCAGCUGCGCGGUGGACCUGCCACCGGCCAGCGCGCUGUCUACCAGCCCUUCAAUCUCAUCGUGCUGGCCACCGCCUCCGCCGGCAUGGCCCUCGGCGGCCAGGUCGACACCGCGGUGCUGACGGCGCUCUUGUUCUCGGUGCCGGCCACGGUGGUGGGCGCCUGGACGGGCGCGCGGCUCUACCACAAGGCCAGCGAAAGCCUGUUCCGCCGCGUCGCAGUCAGAGGGAGAGCCAUGCGGCACAACGGUGGAUGUCACUGCGGGGCCAUUGAGGUCACCUUCGAAAGCGCGAUCGCGCCGGAGGCGAUGGAGGUGCGGGCCUGCCAGUGCAGCUUCUGCCGCAAGCAUGCGUCGCUGGCCGUCUCCGACCCUGCCGGCCAUCUCCGCAUCACCCUGCGCGACCCCACCGCCGUCCAGCGUUACCGCUUUGGGUUGUCCACUGCAGAUUACUUCCUCUGCCGGCGCUGCGGGGUCUACGUGGCCGCGAUCCUGGAGGAGGCGGGGCAACACUAUGCCAUCGUCAUCGUCAACGCGCUGGAGGAGGCCGGGCGCUUCAGCCAGCCGCCGCUUGCCGCCGACUACUCCCACGAAGACGAAGCGGCCCGCCGCCGGCGCCGGCGGGAGCGCUGGACCCCGGCGGUGAUCGAAGGACUGCCUGAAAGACGGCGCACAGCCAUUGGGGCGUGUGGGCUGUCAACGCAUGUGGGCGGCCCUCACCGCAACGUGAUGGCUGCCGUGGCCCGGCCGCGCGAGUUCGACAAGGAAGAGGUGGUGGCGGCGGCCCUGGGGGUGUUCUGGCGCCAGGGCUAUCAGGCCACCAGCGUGCAGGACCUGGUGGAGGCCACCGGCGUCAACCGCGGCUCCCUCUACGAUACCUUCGGCGACAAGCACGGCCUCUUUCUGGAAGCGGUGGAGCACUACCGCCGCCGCUUCACCGGGCGUCGCCUGAGGCGCCUGGAAGAGCCGGGUCCGCUGCGCCCGAAGCUGGCCGCCUUCUUUGGCGACGUGGUCGAGUUUUCGGUCGGGGAAGGCCGGCUGCUCGGCUGCCUGAUGACCAAUGCCGCCAUCGAGAUGGCGCCGCACGACCGCGAGACGGCGCUGGCCGUCGCCGCCAACAUGGGCAGCAUGGAAAGCGCAUUCCGCCGUGCCCUCACCGCCGCGCAGAAGAACGGGGAGCUUUCAGCCGACAAGUCGCCGCGCGACCUCGCGCGCUUCCUGACUGCAACCGCCAACGGCCUGCGCGUCAUGGCCAAGGUGGCGCCGGAACGGGCGGCCUUGAAGAGCGUCGUACGCAUCGCGCUGCAGGCGCUCGAUUGA